This is a messenger RNA of Scheffersomyces stipitis CBS 6054, 2382 nucleotides long. RefSeq names its product TFIIH/NER complex ATP-dependent 5'-3' DNA helicase subunit (gene RAD3). Gene Ontology annotation, molecular function: ATP binding; DNA helicase activity; hydrolase activity, acting on acid anhydrides, in phosphorus-containing anhydrides. Bases 1 to 2382 code for a protein of 793 amino acids. The record is from RefSeq and is a predicted model, not a curated record. The transcript has a single exon. Lineage: Eukaryota; Fungi; Ascomycota; Pichiomycetes; Serinales; Debaryomycetaceae. Gene Ontology annotation, biological process: nucleotide-excision repair; transcription by RNA polymerase II; positive regulation of mitotic recombination. Gene Ontology annotation, cellular component: nucleus.
AUGAAGUUCUUUAUCGAUGAUCUUCCCGUGUUGUUCCCGUAUCCCCGGAUAUACCCGGAACAGUAUGCGUAUAUGUGUGAUAUCAAGAAGACUCUUGAUGUAGGAGGAAAUUGUAUCCUUGAAAUGCCUUCAGGAACUGGUAAGACUGUUUCGUUGUUGUCGCUAACAGUAGCCUAUCAGAUGCAUUACCCGGAGCACCGUAAGAUUGUAUAUUGUUCGCGUACAAUGUCUGAAAUCGAGAAAGCGCUAAUUGAGUUGCACAAGUUGAUGGAGUUCAGAUCGACAGAGUUGGGGUAUGUAGAAGAAUUCCGUGGAUUGGGACUUACCUCCAGAAAAAACUUAUGUGUCCAUCCCACAAUAUCCCAAGAAAGAAAGGGAAAUGUAGUUGAUGAAAAGUGUCGUAGAAUCACGAACGGCCAGUUGAAAGAGAGAAUCGCGAAAGGGCUUGUUACUCCAGAUCAGGAGGUUAACCAUGCUGAAGCCAACACCCUCUGUGAUAUGCACGAGAACAUGAACGACAUGGACCAGCACAAUUUGAUUCCCGCGGGCGUAUACUCAUUUGACGCGUUGAUCAAGUAUUGUAAGCAAGAAGGAACUUGUCCUUACUUCACAGUGAGAAGAAUGAUUCCCUUCUGUAAUAUCAUUAUUUACUCGUAUCACUACUUGUUGGAUCCCAAGAUCGCAGAAAGAGUCUCUAAGGAGCUUUCUAAAGACAGUAUCAUCAUCUUUGAUGAAGCGCACAACAUUGAUAACGUCUGUAUUGAGUCGUUGUCUCUAGACUUAACUGAUGAUACCUUGAAAAGAGCCACCAGAGGAGCCAACAAGUUGGGAGACGCUGUGGACGAAAUGAAAGCCCAUGAUAGUGAAAAGCUCCAGAACGAAUACGAGAAGUUGGUAGAGGGCUUGCGGCAGGCAGAAAUUGCGAGAGAUGAAGAGCUUUUCAUGAGCAACCCAACAUUGCCGCAGGAUUUGCUCGACGAAGCUAUCCCCGGAAACAUCCGCAAGGCUGAACAUUUCAUCUCGUUCUUGAAGCGGUUUAUAGAAUAUUUGAAAACGAGAAUGAAAGUGCUACACGUUAUUAGUGAAACUCCCAUUAGCUUCCUACAGCAUUUGAAAGAAUUAACGUUCAUAGAUAGGAAACCAUUGAGAUUCUGUUCUGAGCGGUUAUCACUUUUGGUGAGAACGUUGGAAUUGUCUGAAAUUGAAGAUUUCCAUGCCUUGAAGGAUAUCGCUACAUUUGCUACACUAGUUUCCACAUACGAUACUGGAUUCCAGCUUAUCUUGGAACCAUUUGAAUCAGAAGGGUCUACGGUGCCUAAUCCAAUAUUGCAUUUCAUCUGUUUGGAUGCAUCUAUUGCAAUCAAACCUGUGUUUGAGCGUUUCUCCUCAGUGAUCAUCACCUCAGGAACCAUUUCACCUUUGGACAUGUAUCCAAAGAUGAUGAACUUUCAGACUGUGAUACAGGAAUCUUAUACCAUGACAUUGGCUAGGAGAUCAUUCUUGCCCAUGAUCGUCACAAAGGGCUCGGAUCAAGUGUCCAUCUCAUCCAGAUUUGAAAUCCGUAACGAUCCAUCGGUGGUGAGAAAUUAUGGGUCACUUUUGAUUGAAUUCUCCAAGAUAACACCAGACGGAAUGGUGGUUUUCUUCCCCUCGUAUCUAUACAUGGAGUCUAUCAUUUCUAUGUGGCAGACUAUGGGUGUUUUAGAUGAGGUGUGGAAAUACAAGCUUAUACUCGUAGAAACUCCCGAUGCCCAAGAGACAUCGUUGGCCUUGGAAACUUAUAGAAAGGCCUGUUCUAAUGGUAGAGGUGCCGUCUUGCUUUCUGUUGCUCGUGGGAAGGUAUCUGAAGGGAUCGAUUUUGAUCACCAUUACGGAAGAACUGUACUAAUGAUUGGUAUUCCAUUCCAGUAUACAGAGUCCAGAAUCUUGAAAGCACGUUUAGAAUUCAUGAGAGACCACUUUCAGAUCAGAGAAAACGAUUUCUUAUCUUUCGAUGCCAUGAGACAUGCCGCGCAAUGUUUGGGAAGAGUCUUGAGAGGAAAAGAUGACUACGGUAUUAUGGUUCUUGCAGAUAGAAGAUUUUCCAAGAAGAAGAACCAAUUGCCUAAAUGGAUAGCCCAAGCCUUGAAUGACUCCGAUACCAAUUUGUCUACAGAUAUGGCGCUUGCCACUGCCAGGAAAUUUUUGCGGAGUCUUGCUCAGCCAGCAAAUCCUAAGGAUCAAGAAGGUGUUUCUGUGUGGAACAUCGAGCAAUUGCAACAGUUCCAGCAACAGCAGCAGAUGAGAAUGGAGGCAUUGGGAGUUGCGAAAGAAAAAGGAAACGGCGAUGCUGCCGAAGAGGAUUUCAUGGAUAUUGACGAUGACGACCUUGACUUGUUAUAG